AUGAAUAUAGUUAUAACCACAGGUGGGCCAUCUUCAAAACUCACUGUUAUUGUCUUCUUAUCCAACGGCCCAGAUUUCACAGCUAUGAUGAAACCGCGUCCACUCACCAUCCGCUUCAGCCUCAAACAUAUAUAUACCCCCCAUUGCACCAACUUCACCCCAGCAAAACACCACUCUCCGUUUCCCUCUCUCUCUCUAAAUCACUCACAAUCGCUCGCUAUAUUGAAAGCUAUGGAAUCAAUGAACAGUUGGAUGUGGAUGAGGACGAUUCUGAUAUCAGCUGGAGUGUUAUCCGCAGCUAUUGCGCUGAAGUUUUCGAUUCCGGCCGCCGUCGACGGAUUUCCGGCGUUUUGGUCGGUCGCUUUGUCGUGGAUGAAGCCUCCGUAUUUGUACAUAAUCAUCAACGGCAUCAUCAUCACCAUCGUCGCGUCGUCUCACUUCAACCAGAGCAACGCCGAGCCUGCGGCGGCUCGAUCUGAUCACUUGAUCUCGGCCGUAACGCCUCCGGCCGAGAUUUUUCAACCGAUUUCGGCUCCGGAGAAUGUCGACGCAGAUGACGUGCCGGAAACGGCGCCGGAGGAGGUUGUGGUAUCGGCGUUUGAAGAGGAUUUGAAACCGGUGGUGGUGAACGGUUUCAAGGUUGAUUUCGCGACGGAAGUAGACGAUCUACGCGUGAUUCGCGCGGAGGCUGAAGAUGAGUUCGAUGAAUCGGCUUUGCCUUACACUCCGCCGUUGCGCGAGAGUUUUUCGCCGGAAGUUCAAUUCGAAUCGCUAUUUCCGGUGAGGGAGAAACCGCUCGCUUCUUCCAGAUUCGUGCACCGAAAGCCGAGUAGAACUCCUCCUGAAGGUGCGAGGGCGCUGCGGCGCGUUACCCGGCCGAAGAAGCAGGAGACGCUGGAGAGCACGUGGAAGAUGAUAACCGAGGGGCGUCACGUGCCGCUCACGAGACACCUGAAGAAAUCCGACACGUUUGAGCAGCACGCGUCGCCCGCCAUGGAUCACGUCGCCGUCGUGCCAAAGUCGGAGACGUUCAAGGAUCGCACCAACAACGACGCGCCUCCGCCGCCGCCUCGGAUCAAGAAAGAGCCGUCGCCGGGGCAGGACGAGCUGAAUCGGAGAGUGGAGGCGUUCAUCAAUAAGAUGAAUGAAGAUAUGAGGAUGCAGCGGCAGGAAUCGCUACAGCAAUUCCAUGAGAUGAUCAAUCGUGGAGUAUAGUCUCACCUCCAAUCAGAUUCGCAUUUGCUUUUUUUUCUCUCUUUUUGCUUUCUUCUUUUCGAAAAAAGAAUCACGAUUAGAAGAAUAUCAUUUUCAAUUGUGAUUCGAGUUUUUGAUACAUUUAGAAGAUAGAAUGAAAUUUGUUGGUUAGAGAAGUUUACAGUUUAACAGAAAGGUUUAUGUAUGUAUAAUAUUUUAUUUCAUUGUGUAAAAUGUAAAUUAAUGAAUUUGUUGUAGUGUUUUUGCAAUUCAA
Messenger RNA from Salvia splendens (bonfire salvia), 1468 nucleotides. RefSeq lists its product as uncharacterized. Lineage: Eukaryota; Viridiplantae; Streptophyta; Magnoliopsida; Lamiales; Lamiaceae. Bases 1 to 1215 code for a protein of 404 amino acids. The record is from RefSeq and is a predicted model, not a curated record. The transcript is spliced from 2 exons.